AUGGCCGUAGGACAUGAGAAGGACGGAGACUUCCUGGGAGUCAGUUCCGAAGAGGAGGAUGUGGAAGAUCAAGGCACUUGUAGUGAUGCAUCCGACCCUGAGACAGAUCCAGAGCCCAGCGGGAGUGAGGAUGCCAGUGCCUCUGGGGGCCACGACGAUGACGACUUUGGCGACGAUGACUCACAAUUGGAUGAGGAGAGCGCCUCUGACAGCGCCGUUGAAGACGAGGAGGAGGCUGGCGGGGGCGGAUUGCUGGCAGGGAAGCAGGCAUCCAUCGCCAAGGCCUUUGCAAAAAUCUUGAACAAGCAGCUGCCAAGGCCGGCAGUCGGCAAGGGUCAGGCGGGGGAGGAGGCCCCGGGGUCCUCGGCCCCGGCCCCCAUCCUGAUCUCGAGCGUGACGGUCGCCAAGCGGAAGGCAGAGGACGAGGCAGAAGGCGCUCGGACGAAGGCGGCAUGGAAGAUGAUGCAAGAAAUGCGAAAACGUGGCCACGUGAUCCCCGCCCGGCGCGGCGAGGAUCCCGAGGCCGACGCCCGGGAGAAGGCGCUGCAGCGGUCUGCCACACGCGGCGUGGUGCGCCUGUUCAACGCCAUCGCGGGCGCGCAGCGAAAGCGACGCGAGGCGGAGGCCUCCGGCGCGGGGGCGUCACAGGCGGCGCGCCUGGGGCGCGCGAGUCUCCUGUCCAAGCUGCGCAACCCGGGGCCCGCCCCAGAGACGCGCCUGGUGCCCAGUGCGCGGGGCGCGACGGGUCUUGUCCCCGGAGCUCCCGCCGCAGGCACUCGGGACCCUGCCAGCGAGAGCGAGGAGGAGGGAGGCGCGGGCCAGGGCUGGGAGGUCCUGCAGCGCUCCUUCACCGGGCUGCAGGGCGGACGCAAGAUGAAGGACUGGGACCGGGCCCAGGCGGCAGGGGAGGAGGAGGCGGUGGCAGGACUGGACUCCAGCGACUCUGAGUGA
This is a messenger RNA of Auxenochlorella protothecoides, 951 nucleotides long. RefSeq names its product RRP15-like protein. Gene Ontology annotation, biological process: maturation of 5.8S rRNA; maturation of LSU-rRNA. The coding region runs from base 1 to 951 and encodes 316 amino acids. Gene Ontology annotation, cellular component: preribosome, large subunit precursor. The transcript has 4 exons. NCBI's taxonomy places the organism in Eukaryota, Viridiplantae, Chlorophyta, Trebouxiophyceae, Chlorellales, Chlorellaceae. The record is from RefSeq and is a predicted model, not a curated record.